GCAAAACAUGGCGCGUGAAUGUGGGAAACCCCGGCUUUGCCUCCACCUGAUGGCGGUAUGAGGCAGUCCCUGGAAGCGAUUGCGUGGGAGUUCCCUCCUUCGCCAUGUCGGGGUGGUGCAGCGCGCAGUGAGGAUCUCCUGAACUGAACAGCAUCUCUCGCAUUCUCCUUCCCCCUCCCCUUUUUCUCUCUUUCCAUCCUCCCCCACACGGCAGCCCAGCACAGCACAGCAGCCCAACAUCCACCCUCUCCGGGUAGCAGCAGUUCUUCCUUGCCCAGGCGGUGAUACACGGAGGGACACACCGAGUGAUGCUACUGCACCAACCGCAUCCCGCACCAGCGAAAACACACCACGAAUAAACAGUCACAUCUGCAGGAGGAAUUAAAAGACCCGUCUCUAUACAGCAACUGCUCAUGAAGAUGUCUAACGUUGACAUGGUCUUGAACGCCACCGAGCGGGUGGUCAAAUCCGUGCCCUUCCCCCUGAGCCACCGGCUCACCAUGAAGGAGGUGUUCGACUGCGAGGGGAAGCCACGCGUGGACCUGCUGAAGGCCCACCUCACCAAGGAGGGCCGCGUGGAGGAGGCGGUGGCCCUGCGCAUCAUCAACGAGGGGGCGUCCAUCCUGCGGCAGGAGAAGACCAUGCUGGACAUCGAGGCGCCCGUCACAGUGUGCGGAGACAUUCAUGGACAGUUCUUUGAUCUGAUGAAGCUGUUUGAAGUGGGCGGGUCACCUGCCACCACGCGCUACCUCUUCCUGGGAGACUACGUGGACAGGGGCUACUUCAGUAUCGAGUGUGUUCUGUACCUCUGGUCUCUGAAAAUCCUCUACCCAAAGACACUAUUUCUGCUGCGAGGAAACCACGAAUGUAGACAUUUGACAGAGUAUUUCACUUUCAAACAAGAAUGUAAAAUCAAGUAUUCGGAGCAGGUGUACGACUCCUGUAUGGACGCGUUCGACUGCCUUCCCCUGGCCGCCCUCAUGAACCAGCAGUUCCUGUGCGUUCACGGCGGCCUCUCGCCAGAAAUACACACAUUAGACGACAUAAAAAAGUUGGACAGGUUCAAGGAGCCUCCCGCGUUUGGGCCGAUGUGCGACCUGCUGUGGUCUGACCCUUUGGAGGACUUCGGAAACGAGAAAACCCAGGAAUAUUUCAGCCACAACACAGUCAGAGGCUGCUCCUACUUCUACAGUUAUCCAGCAGUCUGCGAGUUUCUACAGAACAAUAACUUAUUAUCAGUCAUCCGAGCACACGAAGCACAAGACGCAGGCUACCGGAUGUACCGGAAGAGCCAGACCACCGGCUUCCCCUCCCUCAUCACCAUCUUCUCAGCACCAAACUACCUUGAUGUUUACAACAACAAAGCGGCAGUACUCAAGUACGAAAACAACGUCAUGAACAUCAGGCAAUUCAACUGCUCCCCCCACCCCUACUGGCUCCCCAACUUCAUGGACGUCUUUACCUGGUCCCUGCCGUUCGUGGGAGAGAAAGUUACGGAGAUGCUUGUCAACGUGCUCAGCAUCUGCUCUGACGACGAACUCAUGAAUGACGGGGAUGAAAUAUUUGAUGCCAACGCGGCGGCCGCCCGGAAGGAGGUGAUCAGGAAUAAGAUCAGAGCCAUCGGGAAGAUGGCCAAGAUGUUCUCUGUGCUGAGAGAGGAGAGUGAGAACGUCCUGACGCUGAAGGGGCUCACCCCCACAGGCAUGCUGCCCAGCGGGGUUCUCUCAGGGGGCAAACAGACGCUGCAGAGCGCAACCAUCGAAGCCAUCGAAGCAAUCGAGACGGUUGAGGACGGAGAAGCGAUCCGAGGAUUCUCUCCACAGCACAAGAUCAGCAGCUUCGAGGAGGCCAAGGGUCUGGACCGCAUCAAUGAGCGCAUGCCGCCCCGCAGAGACGCUGUCAACAACGUGGGACACUCCAUGGGCAAAAUGAACAUGUCGGAGUCCAACGGCACGGACGAUAACAGCAAUAUACAGUGAUCUCCCAUCCCGCCUCCACCCCAAGCCCCCCCACCCUCACCCUCACCCCCAACCCCAACCCCCACC
Megalops cyprinoides (Indo-Pacific tarpon) is the source of this 2045-nucleotide messenger RNA. It is a transcript of the gene ppp3cb, whose product is annotated as protein phosphatase 3, catalytic subunit, beta isozyme. Gene Ontology annotation, biological process: calcineurin-NFAT signaling cascade. NCBI's taxonomy places the organism in Eukaryota, Metazoa, Chordata, Actinopteri, Elopiformes, Megalopidae. Gene Ontology annotation, molecular function: calmodulin binding; calmodulin-dependent protein phosphatase activity. The record is from RefSeq and is a predicted model, not a curated record. Gene Ontology annotation, cellular component: cytosol; cytoplasm; calcineurin complex. Bases 414 to 1979 code for a protein of 521 amino acids. The transcript has 14 exons.